CGCAAUGUCGUACCAACAGUUGUAUUUGAUUAAUAAUUCAACACUUUGCUCUUAUCUUUAUGGAUAACAAAGAGGAACUACACUACAAUUACUACUUUACUCUCGCUUACACAGCGUAGAAAUUUUUUUAUCCUUCAUAUAUUACCGAAUGAGUAAUCAUACAAAUUAUAAGCCAGAUUCAGGGACUUGUAUGACACUGACAAGUGAUUGAAAACAUAACCCUAAAAUGGAUGACUGCGAGGAAAUUGAGCAUCCAUUAGAGCUUUCCGAAAGAAAUUGGAGUCGAGUUAUAAGUAAAGCGGUUAAGGCCGGGUAUAGGGAAGGAGUUGAAGAAGGAAAGCAGUCAGUUUUCCAAGAAGGUUUUGACAUCGGUUACAAAGAUGCUUUCGAAACUGCCUUCGUAUUAGGAAAAUUUAAGGGCCUGGCAACAACUAUGAGUGGCAACUUUCAAACUCCGCCAGCUACAGAUGAUGUACUUGAAAAAACAAGGCGAGGGGCUUGCUGCAUCUGCAAGGAAAGUACGAAGAGCAAAGCGGAGACAGUUGAUUUAGUUGAAACGCCGCUGCAGGAUAUAAGAGAUGAGCAGAAGAGAUAUUCUACAAGGAUACUAGAGAUGCUACGGCACCAAUUUGACGAAUCUACAAGCAAACACGGAACGUGCAUCAAUAACGCAGUUUUGUAGCAUUUUAUUGAGUAGCUGUAAAGUUAAGCCAAUUACUUGAUAGUU
This is a messenger RNA of Diprion similis, 727 nucleotides long. RefSeq lists its product as uncharacterized. The record is from RefSeq and is a predicted model, not a curated record. The transcript has 2 exons. Bases 227 to 682 code for a protein of 151 amino acids. NCBI's taxonomy places the organism in Eukaryota, Metazoa, Arthropoda, Insecta, Hymenoptera, Diprionidae.